AUGGAAGAAUCCGGCGACAGCAUAUUCGAUGACUUCCUCCAGGAUUAUGGACAAGGUGACGAAAUCAUGGACGACCUCAUCUCGAAAAUCAAAUUCGUGUAUCGAAAACCGCCUUCUGAUGACCUAUGUGAUAAGGUACAGGAGUUACUAGGUGGUUCUAGAGUGAUUGACUACGGUGGUUUCAAGUGGGUCGAGCCGGAAUGGGAUUCGAAGGAGUUCAGAUUACUGGAGAAAUUUCUUCAAGAAGGGGCUCGUGAAAACGAAACGGAGUUACUCGGCCACCGGAUGCGCGGACCCAUAAAGCUCGUCCGCUACAUUCCUCAGGUGCCUGACCAUAAAAGAUCUCCACCACGGCCCUAUCUGAUAUGUCCAUCUGGCUACGACGAUGCAGCUGUCUUGGUCCGAUCCGUCCAAAAGGAAACCCAGCAUCUUCAAAUAUAUGACAUCGAUCCACGCACCACAGUGCAGGAAGUUCAGGAACAGAUUGAGUUAUUGCCGAAAAAAUAUGGCACCACGCUCGACAACCUCUUACUCCUUCCACAUCAAAGUAAAAUUGCCUGGCCGAUCGAAAACGAAUUGAUGUUUGUUUGUCAACUUUACUCCACAGGCGGUCCGGAUAUGUCGGCUGCAUCGGCAGAUCAGGAAGAUGAUGUCUCCCCCUUUAUGCGCCGGUUCUGGUGGAAAUGGUCAAGAUAA
This is a messenger RNA of Talaromyces atroroseus, 696 nucleotides long. RefSeq lists its product as hypothetical. NCBI's taxonomy places the organism in Eukaryota, Fungi, Ascomycota, Eurotiomycetes, Eurotiales, Trichocomaceae. The transcript is spliced from 2 exons. Bases 1 to 696 code for a protein of 231 amino acids. The record is from RefSeq and is a predicted model, not a curated record.